Pararge aegeria (speckled wood butterfly) is the source of this 4431-nucleotide messenger RNA. RefSeq names its product protein phosphatase PTC7 homolog. The transcript has 5 exons. NCBI's taxonomy places the organism in Eukaryota, Metazoa, Arthropoda, Insecta, Lepidoptera, Nymphalidae. The record is from RefSeq and is a predicted model, not a curated record. The coding region runs from base 223 to 1167 and encodes 314 amino acids.
UAGAAUCUUGUUGUCAAAACUGAGAAUUGUGAACUUCCCUACUGUUCCACAAGUCUUGUCUCUUCAGCAACACCAACACAAACGAAAAAGUUGUGAUUGCGUUUUUAAAUUAAUUUUGUUGUGUAAUACCUUGUGGACCUUCAAAAUGGGCUUAAUAUUGAGAAUGUAAUAAUAGUGAUUUGUUAAUGGGGCCUGGUUUCAAAGUACAAUAUAACUAAAUGAAUGAUGCAGUCUAUAUUCUGGACUGGCAGAGUGCUAUCACGUGCUAUUAGAAAUGGACUUUCGAGUUUUUCAAAUGCUGCUGAAUUAAACGUUUCGAACAAGAAACAUCCUUAUUUAGUGUCAGUGGUUUGUGGAUUUCCCAAAGACAUUGCUAAUGGAAGAUCUCAUAAAGGACAGUUUGGCGACGAUGCAUGGUUUUCCACAAAUUUCAACAAUGCAGAUGUCAUUGGUGUUGCUGAUGGAGUGGGAGGCUGGCGUGCAUAUGGAAUUGAUCCGGGGGAGUUCUCAUCAUAUCUCAUGAGAACAUGUGAGAGACUCGUACGGAUGGGACACUUCAAGAUGUCAGAGCCGGGAGACCUUCUAGCUAAGUCUUAUUACGAGCUGCUAGAACAUAAGAAACCUAUUUUAGGUAGUAGCACAGCCUGCGUGAUGAUUCUAGACCGCAACGAGUCGAUCAUGCGCGCGGCUAACAUAGGUGACAGCGGGUUCAUGGUAGUGCGAGGCGGGCGUGUGGUGCACCGCUCGCACGAACAGCAACACUACUUCAACACGCCCUACCAGCUGAGCUUGCCUCCGCCCGGACACGACAGGAACGUGCUUAGCGAUAGGCCUGAAUCCGCGGAGACGGCGGAGUUCAAGGUGGAGUGCGGCGACGUGAUUCUGGUUGCGACGGACGGCGUGUUCGACAAUGUGCCCGAGCCGGUGCUGGUGGCGGAGAUGAGGCGCGCUCGGGGUGAGGGAGGGGAAGCGGGGACGGCGGGCGAAGAGACCGAGGUGCAGCGACUACAGGGCGUGGCUAACUCUAUCGCGUGGAUGGCGAGGAACCUUUCCUUCGACGGCUGCUACAUGUCGCCGUUCGCGAAGAGUGCUCGUCAGAAUGGAAUCGACGCGAUAGGAGGAAAACCUGACGACAUAACGGUGCUACUCGCUAUUGUAGCGCUAUGAAGAUGUCAUCAUAUUGUGAUUUAUUAGAUUAUAUUUUUAGGAACGGUUUUUGUUUUAAAAACCCAAUCGCGUACAUUAGCUUAACAACGACACCAAAAAUUUAAAAUAUUGGUCCAUUUUGAAUUUAGUCUUGUCAAUUUCACUUAGCAUUACGAUUGUUUGUUAAAGGUAAUAAUGUUGUUCAAGGUAAGAUCUGUUAUGAAAUAACUAUCCGAGGACAGUCUCAGCAUUUAGACGUCUAGAUCACACCAGAAAUAUUAUCAUUUUUUUGGUCAGUGCCAUUUAGCUUGUUACAAUAAUAGAUUGUCUAUUAUUGUUUCAAGCUAAAUUAUUGUGCGAGUUAAAUACUCCUUACCGUCUCUAGUUAUUGAUUUGUAUAGUUCUAUACAAAUAGAGAUGAGAGCAAGUCCAAAGGUAAGGGACAAUGGUACAAGCUUGUUACAAUAAUAGAAACACGUCAAUAACGCGGUAAUUAUUAAUUAUACGUAGUACAUACUUUGAAUUUUGUUUUUUUUUUUAAUUUUGAAUUUAGUUUUUUUUUAAUUUUGAAUUUUGAAUGAGUUCGAAAUGACUAAGAACAAGCCACGAUACUUAAUUUUACGUGAUCUUUUGAUAAAAUGUUAUCUUAAAAAAAAUGCGUACCUAAUGGGCUACAUACACCAAUUUUCACAUUAAACGUUCGUGCAAUUCACACAAUUUAAAUAUUGAGUCUUUUUUUUUUGGAGCCUGUAACUUAGUUUCAAAUAGUGUAUUGUAAUUAUAUAUGGAGUCGAAAUUUGACUACUUAAUACAUAUUAAUGUAACUCCAGAGUUUGUUAAAUUGAAACGUUUCACUUGUAAGUGUGUGUGUAAUAAAUACCAUCAUCACAUAAAUGCUCCGUUUUUAUGCAAACUAGUCAAAAACAAAUAUUUAACAAAGCAUUUGUAAAACAUGUAGAUUCUUUGUACUUUUAAAACUUUGAAUUCAUUGUACACUGCUAAUUUUUUUUUGAUAUUUAACUUCGCCGCUACGCCGAAUUAUAAAAUGACCAAAUUAAGAAGUGAUAUCUAUUCGUCGCUGUUCUUAACUGAAUAGAUGGCUUGCUUUCAUUGCUCCAUGCAUUUUGGUCGUUUUAAAUUUUGUGGUUUGUACUCCGAUUUCACGAAGACAGUUUUGAAGUAAUCCGAUGUACCGACAAGUGUGAACUCGUGCGUGUGGUACUGUAAGUUAAAAUACCUGACGUGAAAGUAUCCCGAGGUUACGCUUAAACAAUUAUUAUAUGACGGGUUUUUGAGAUGGAGAAAACCUUUUAAACUAAGAUUUUCGUUUUUAAUCAACAUUUUUUAAAUAUAGUUCAACAGGUACAUACCACGAUAAUAUUUUGGAUUUGUCGAUUUGUGUACGAGAUGUCAAGUUUGAUGUCAUGGGCAGAAUCUGACGAUCUGACUUUCACGAAAGCGAGUAGUCAGAUUCUGCCCGUGACAUAAAAUCGUGGUAUGUACCCGUUGAACUAUAUUUAAGAAAUGGAGAAAAACUUAUCUACCCGUAUGGGUUUAUAUAAAAGAGAUAGCUGGUUUACCACCGAUGUGGGUACGAUCUAAGGGUAUUUGUUUGUUACGAGUACAUAUAAAAUACUAUAAUAAUUAAUGUGUGAUUCGGUGUUUGAAUGAAGACUGAUUUUUAUUUAAUUUAAAUGUUCAUGUUGAUUGUGAUUUUGCGAAGCCAUGUUCAAAUUAUAACUGGGACAGUUCUGUGUAUAUAUAUAUUAUAUUUUUUUAAAUUAAUUUUUUAACUUUUCAAUGUCAAUUAAGUAUUAGGACAAAAGUCUUUGAUUUUACAUAAACUUGUCUCUGAUUUCCUGUUGUAUUUCAUUAAAUGAGAAAAAAUUGGAUUUAUAUUCUAUUUUGCGGUUGACUAUCACUAAAGGUUGCGGCUUAGGUGUUCUUUAAUUUGUCUGACUCAUUUCAUUUAAAUAAUAUAUUUUUAAAUUUCUCAUAAUAAUGUUCUGCCUUUAGCAAGGGCCAAUUAUAAUGUGUAUAUAUAUAUAAAGUGUAUAUAUAUAUAAAUGACAUAACUAGAAGAGCAGGUGUAUUGAGGUACCCAUUAGUAGGUAUUUGGCGUGAUGAAAUAAAUAAAAUAGGUUGUCAAAACAUCAGACAAAUUCAAAGCAUUUUAAUUGUGUGUCCAAGGAAACUUAUUAAAUCUUUAAAAUAUACCAACUGUUAUGUAAUAAUAAGGAUGCAUUUUGCACUAGGCUAUGCUAUAAAAAUAACCAUUUUAUUUUGUCCAAGAGUGAUGUCUCUAGUGGGGCUUACAUGCGCGCCAUGCGACCAUUUUGAAACAAUAAUUGGUAGAAAAUUAUUUCGUAGCGUGUGCUAAAAAAAUAUAGGAGAUGGUGGUCUUGUUAUUAAUUUCAAUACUAACAAUCUUCAGGAUGGCACUUAAAUCUUUCAUAAAUCCAUCCCACUUCUGAUGCUAAAAAAAUAUAGGGUGAUGGUAACUGGGUAUUUAGCUUCAAUAAUACUAUUCAUUCAUGAAAGAUCUAAGUGCCAUCCUGAACAUUGUUAGUAUUGAAGUUAAUAUCUAGGCCACCAUCUCCUAUUUUUUUUUAGCAAGUGUAUCUUUGCACUUCAGAUAUUGUUAGAGCCCAUAAAAUAACUUCCCAAUGAGUGAUCUUUGUUCAAGUAUUACCCGCGCCAAUAAUAAUAAUUAUUAAAUUUCGACGUAGUGCUAUUAUAUUUGCACGCCCGUAUUGUGCGAUAGAUAUAGAAAGAAAUGAGUCACAUAUUACCCAUUCUUAAAUGGCGUCGGCUAUAUACUUAUGGAUACAAUAUAUAGAAUCACAUUAUUAAACACUUAUCUUGCUUACUUUAUAAAAAUUAACAUCAUCCCAAAUGUAUCAGAUGAAAUAUACAAAUGUAUGUAUCACUUUUACAAAACUUACAAAUCAGUACCACAGGAGUCUUUCAAACCGAACCUACCUGCCUCAUACCCUAAAAUAUAUGGUUUUUAGAUACCCUAAAUGGUUCUUAGAUCGACUACUGUGCUGACAUAUGGCAUUAAUAUCUGGACAAUCCAUAUCAACUCGCAUGUGGUGCGAUCCGAAUGAAUGCAGUUACCUGUAAAAUUUUAGUUCUUUUGUAACUUGGUGUGUUGACUGUGGUGUAAUCAAAAAUACUUAUAACUCUAAUAAAAAGUGAAAUUGUUUUCAGUGCAACGUUCAUAUUAUGUAAAUUCAUGCGCUACAAAUAAAUUAUGUUCGUAGACAAAUAAAUUAAUUUUUG